Chilo suppressalis (striped riceborer) is the source of this 2252-nucleotide messenger RNA. NCBI's taxonomy places the organism in Eukaryota, Metazoa, Arthropoda, Insecta, Lepidoptera, Crambidae. The record is from the annotation of a GenBank genome assembly.
GCGCCUGCAGCGUAGCUUUGGAACGCAGGCCUGUGUUUUGAUUUUGGUUUACAUGUGGUAUGGGGAUUUAAAAAGCUUGGAAUAACUGUUCACACAAAGUAAUUAACGGAAAUGGCGACUAAAGUACAUAAAGUGCGUUAUUACAACCCAAAGCCCGAUUCGAUAAAUUGUGUUUCAUACAACAAAACCAGUAAACAAAUUGCUCUUGCGAGAGCGGAUGCUUCCAUCGAGAUCUGGGAUCUGUGUUUUGCGCCUUAUUUGGUAAAGUUUAUACCCGGUGUUGAGAAUAGUUCUAUUGAGGCUCUAGGUUGGGUUUGUGACAGGUUGCUGUCGACAGGACUGGGUGGCGCCUUAGUAGAAUGGGAUCUCCAAAAAUUGAAUAAAAAGACCACAGUGCUCCUUACGGGGCAUGCGGCUUGGUGUCUCGAUGUUAAUUCAUCAAAUACUCUAGUUGCUGUUGGUACGGAACAAGGUUAUAUUAAUCUUUAUAGUGUUGAACAUGAUGAAAUUACCUACAGGAAGUUGUUUGACAAGCAAGAGGGCAGAAUAAUGUGUUGCAAAUUUGAUAAGGCAGGCAAUGUGCUAGUGACAGGUUCUAUUAAUACUAUAAGAGUUUGGAAUGUGGAGACAGGUCAUGUUACAUGUCGAAUGUUGGCUAGUCGACGUGGCAAGGAAACAAUAGUGUGGAGUUUGGCAGUACUGUCAGAUAAUCUGGUUGUAUCAGGUGAUAGCCUAGGGAGGCUCACAUUUUGGGAUGGAAUUCUUGGAGAACAAAUUGAAUCCUACACAACACAUAAAGCUGAUAUAUUAUCAAUAGUUGUGACUGAUGACGAGAAGAGUUUGUACUGCAGUGGAGUAGACCCUGUGAUUGUUAACUUCAUCAAAGUAAACAACAAUAAUAAUAAACAAUCUUGCCUACAGUGGGUGAAAAAUGUGCAAAGACAUAUACAUGAACAUGAUGUUAGAUGCUUAGUUCUUAAUGGUGAUAGGCUUGUUUCUGUUGGAGCCGAUGGUUAUCUCACAUUAUCUAGCUACCCACCAAAAUGGGUUAUGAGAGUUCCACCAAUGAUUCCAGCACCUAGAUCCUCUAUAUCUGCAAGGAAAAAGAUGAUUCUAUUAAGAUAUAAGAAUCAUUUAGAAGUAUGGAAAUUAGGUUCCUAUGCUACAAAUGAAAGUGGAAAAGUUGUUUUUAGCAAUCCAAGUAAUUUUUCAAAUAGUAUGGUUAAAGAUAGCAAUGAACAAAUAGAACAGGACACAGCAAUUGCAAUUUUAGAAAAAGCAAAUAAAAAACAAAGUAAAAGUCAGAGCUUAACAAUAGUAGACAAGCCAGUCAAAUUGGUGUUGGUAAAAACUAAAGACGAUAAACAGAUAAGAUGUUGUGGACUUUCACCAAAUGGAGAAUUUAUCAUUUAUUCUACAGAUAGUGCUAUCAGAAUGUUAAAGCUAGAAACAGAUGAGGACAAAUCGAAUACUACGCUAUCGAAGAUGCCGGUGAGCGGUGCGCCGGCGUCCUGUGAUCGCGUCGCGUUCACAGCAGACUCCAGCCUUGCGUUGAUCACGUGCGAGGACCGUCUGCUAGUCUUACAGUUGGACCCGCAAGUGGGAGCCAUAGCCCAAAACCAUACCAUACCUAUCUAUAAAUAUUUGAAGUCGAAUACCAUAUUGCACCUCCAGGUAUCAGAUAGCACGUCCUCGGGGACCGUCUAUUUAGUGGUGGUGGACACACAGGGUGCUAUCGCGGUUUGGACCAAGGGCAAUCGCAAGUUCGAACAUUACGUCACGCUGCCGACCUACAAGUGCACACCGUCCGCUCUGACAGUGGACUGCGCUCACGAAAGCCUCGUUGUCGUUUAUGUGGACCAGAAGAUUACCGAGUACGAUUUGGUGAAAAAGAAGUUCUUAGAGUGGCCUAAUAACGCUCUCGCUCAAGAGUGGGCGGAGCGACGCAGCGCCGUGAGCUCAGUAUGCGCGCACCCGACGCGGGACGCGCUCGUGUUCAGCGACGACACCUCGCUAUGGGUCAUGGAGAGGAGACAGGGGCAACCGGAAGAGCCCGUCGCCAAAAAGAAGGUCAAGGGAGGAACAAACUUUGGAUUAAAAGUUAUACCAAUCAAGUACUUGGUCGGAUUCCACUGGUUGGACAAAGACGAGGCGGUCAUAUUAGAAAUACCACCGGAGAAUAUUGUCAUGCAGCUGCCGGCAGUAUUAAACAUGAAAUAAAUACAAAGUUAUUUACAAAAAUCGUUACGAAC